AUGACCAUCGAUUGCACUGAGUUCAUGGGCGCCGGAAUCGUCUACAUCCGUAACGAGUCGGGCAACAACAUGCAAACCUUUGUCUCUAAGCUAAGCCACGACUCCGGCAGCGACAAUUGGUUUGUCGUCUCCGCGUCCUUUGAGGACGACGCUCACGCUAAAUGGAACCGUUCGAACCACGGCUGGGAGGUGAUCGCCUUCAAGGAUGACCACAACAAACGUGUCGGGUUCUAUGUCGACCUUCAGAACGUGACGACGUAUGUGACGUUCCAUUCCUUCUCAAACGUGCAGAUCAAGCAGGUCCACAAAACCAAUAGCGGAUGUUGA
This is a messenger RNA of Marasmius oreades (fairy-ring Marasmius), 327 nucleotides long. RefSeq lists its product as uncharacterized. NCBI's taxonomy places the organism in Eukaryota, Fungi, Basidiomycota, Agaricomycetes, Agaricales, Marasmiaceae. The transcript is spliced from 3 exons. The coding region runs from base 1 to 327 and encodes 108 amino acids. The record is from RefSeq and is a predicted model, not a curated record.